GUGAAACGUUUUGACAGGAGAAUAUCGUCGAUAUUUGGUAGAAUUUCGCAUGAUUGAAAUUGGAAUAGUUUGGUGAAUCAGCUCUCAAAAUUGAAACUACCUUCCAUGUUCAGAAUACAAACAUGAAUCUAAGCUCUCUAAGAAAAAAAGUUGGAAAUUUCAUUGCUGGUGAAGAAACAGGAAACAGUUCAAGACCUGAUUCUGGUACAUAUUCAGACAAGAACCACACUCCUCUUCCUGUAGAUCCCUACCUUUAUGCAGGACUGCGAUAUGAAUACUGUUUUAAUACUAUUGAGGUGUUGACUGUUGGAGAAAGCACUAGAGGUUUGACUGGAACUAAGACAGUUGUAUCAUCUGAUAUCACUUCCAAAUAUGGUGAAUUAAGCUCACCAUACAGCCAAGGAUUUCUAUUGGUGGAUUUCAACAAUGUUCCUGGUAUUGGAAAAAUUGGAUGGAAUUCGAGUGAAAGUCCUUUUCAGGCCAUAUUUAGUAGACCACUUGGGAUACAAGUUCAGCAUUCGUGGCAGCUAUUGGUAGUGAAGUCAAGCAUACGUACAUCAGAGCAUGCUGGGAUUAUGGACCAGAUGAGUGGAAGGAGUCAUGAAGUUGCAAACAAAUCAGAAAUUCUAGCUGCUAUAGCCCAACAAGCCGGAAGGGGAGGACGUAUUGUUUGCAUUGAACACACUGGACAAAAAAGGACUUCAGGAAUGACAAAGAAUUUGCUUGGAGGAAGUGAUGAAACUGGUUGUGAUGUAUUUUUCAACAUGCCAAUGCAUGAGAAUCCUAUUUUAUAUACAUAUCAACUGGUUAAUGUCCCUGUUAAAGUCAUGAUGUUUGGCCCUGGUCAGUUAGUAAAAGUCUCGUGUGACUGGAUGAAACAUUUCAAUGUCUAUCUACAACAAGGCUGGAGACUUGCAGAAAUUUUUUGGGAUCAGGGAAAACGAAGUCAUGGAGAUUUUACAUUCAGUGGAGAUCACAAUUCAGUGUGGUUCUUUGAAAAGGAGAAAGCAAGAUUAAAUGAUCCUACCCCAGUGUACCAUGGGACUAUCAUUGAAUACAAGCACACUGUCAAGAUUGGAUUUUUCCAGACAAAAGCUAAAGGAGACUGGGCCCCAAUGAUCUCUGAGAUGGGCCGUAGAGGAUGGGAAUUGGCAUGUAUGCUCGAAACACCAGAAGUAACUAACGUAGGACUUGGAACCAUUACAUACAAAGUGCUUUUUUUCUUCCAAAGAAAGAUUGUGUUUGUUCAAAGUCAACAAGGCUUAUGUCAACCUCCUCCAUUCCCAUCUAGUGGUGCACAGGGACAUUUUACCCAGUACCCGCCUUAUGCCGGAGCACCCGCUCAAGGGCCCCCACCUCCAUAUAGUGCCAACGACAGACCACAGCCAAGCGCACCUUUUUUUCCAGAGAAACACUAGUUAUUUUUCUCCCGUUUUCAUUAUAUUAAACGCACUGUUCAGAUAAGGGACUGCUCAAUAAGGAGGGGGUCUCAAAGAGCUGUAGUGAAUGGGGAGAUUUUGGGUCCCGAAUUAUUUGUUGAGUUUUGCGUUCAGUUUCAAAGUUUGGUGUCAACCUAUUUCUCCUUCACUGAUUAAACUGGAGGUUGCCACCUCCAACUCUGAAGUCUAUGUCCCCUCUGGAUUCUCAACCCCCCUCUGAUAAAUAUUGCGCAGUCCCUAAUGGAAUGUGAUAGAAUGGUUUCCAUUUACCCGUGAAUUACACUUUUGUAUGUUGUGCGUUGUCUCUGUACUGGCUUAUAACACUUAUAUAGUUUGACUACUGCACUUUAUUCACGGGUUAAUGAAAACCAUUCUAGGGAAUAGAUCCAAAGGAUUAUAUCUUUUCUAUUAAAUAUAUAUAUAAUAGUCAUUAGCAGAAAUUCUGACCGCUGACCUAUUCCACUGAUCUCCGGUGCAUUAUGGCUAUUAAUAAUGUAUGCUAUUUUCGCUCUUUUCUCAAAUACUUUUAAGUUAUGGUUACUACACAUUAUUCAAGCAUAUUCUGAAGUUUUGUGACAAAUUAACGAUUAAUCAUUGUUUAACAACCCUAUAUAUUGAUAAGUUUAUGGUAUAAAUUAGCGGCUAGAAUUUCUUCAAUUGGCAGUCCACAAGGACCAACUAUCACGGUCAAGAAGCAAACGCGCAAAAUGAUUUUGUAGAUGCUUGUGCAGAAAAUCAAGGAGUGUUAUUACAAAUUUUUAUUUUCGGAGUAGUACAUUUUUAUUGGAACACAGUUGUAGGAAUUUUAACUGACAUUAGCCCAAACCAUGGGCCAAUCACAAUCCAGCAUUUACUGGUUAGUGAACUUGAAUGUUCUGUUGAUGUUAGACUGGUUGCUAAGCGAACAUAGUCAAAAAAUAUAUUUGCGCUCCAAUUUGAUGGUGCGAUUACUGACGGAUGAACUUCGUUUGUAAUAAUUUCAUCAUAUUUUGUAGAUAACUUGGCAAGUUAGUAAAACAAGAAACUCAAUCACUAUGA
Molecule: messenger RNA, 2477 nt
Organism: Exaiptasia diaphana
Lineage: Eukaryota; Metazoa; Cnidaria; Anthozoa; Actiniaria; Aiptasiidae
Exons: 8
Coding region: 123-1418 (431 amino acids)
Source: RefSeq, a predicted model, not a curated record